AAACCUUUUAAUAGUCUUAACACUCCUUAAACAAUGUCGUUGAUCCCCCUUUGUAGGCGUGUAUGCACAGCCAGAGUUUUGCCUGCCAUCAGAACUGUGCCUGUGCAAUUUUCCCGGUUCAACUCGACCAAAGUUGCCGCUGAAUCCGACAAGAAGUUCAACUUGUUAACUCAAAUUUAUCCAAUCAAUAAUGAUACUGUGACCGAGGAAGAUGUUGAUGAAUGGUUAAAAGCCGUCAAGAAGUUGAAGGCCAACAACAAUACCACUGUUGAUACCGCAGAAGAAGUAUAUCUCCAAGAACUUACCAAGGUGGAGCCAUAUCUCGAAGAAACUUUCGAACCAACCGAAGAACAAGUGCAACAAGUGGAGGAGAUGAACAAGGCCCCAAUCCCAUUGUACACACACCCAAUCGUAGAAAACGUAGUCUGUCUCAUGAUGAGAGAUGGUAAGAAGUCCAGAGCCCAGAAAAUCGUUGCUAGAGCCCUUUACAUGAUUGCCUUGAAAACAAGAAAGGACCCCGUACAAAUCUUGACCGAAACCUUGGAUAAGUUGGGACCACUCAUGGCCACCAGAACCGAGAAGACCGGUACUGCCAAGAACAAGUUGGUGCCCUACCCAUUGAACCAAAGACAAAGAAACAGAUAUGCCAUUUUGUGGAUCUUUGACGGGGCCAAGAAGAAGAAGUCCAAGGAUUACUCCGUCAGACUCGCCGAAGAAAUCUUGUCCGCUUACGAAGGAAAGUCCUCGGGAUAUGACCGUAAGGCACAGAUGCACAAGGCAGCCAUUGCCCAAAGAGCUUUCAUUAGAUUUUAAGAUCUGUAACUCCUGUAUAUAAGAAUAAAGAAGACCGCAU
Messenger RNA from [Candida] anglica, 853 nucleotides. NCBI's taxonomy places the organism in Eukaryota, Fungi, Ascomycota, Pichiomycetes, Serinales, Debaryomycetaceae. The record is from the annotation of a GenBank genome assembly.